UUCAAUAGUGAGCUUGCUGGAGCUUGCGCAAUUGAGCCAUUUAUGAUUCUCGACUGAAUAUCUAAAAGAAGCAUCCAAACAGCCAGCUUGCGCAGCGUUAACCACUGUGCGUUCGUUCCGCCCGUAAUUUCACUAAAAAUAUGCAAAAGUAUGAGAAGCUCGAGAAAAUAGGAGAAGGCACCUAUGGCACUGUUUUUAAAGCGAAAAAUCGUGAAACACAUGAGAUUGUUGCGCUGAAGAGGGUUCGUUUGGAUGAAGACGACGAGGGUGUUCCAUCAUCUGCACUUAGAGAAAUUUGCUUGCUCAAGGAGUUAAAGCAUAAAAAUAUUGUUAGACUAUACGAUGUGCUUCAUAGCGAUAAGAAACUCACUCUAGUAUUUGAACACUGUGAUCAGGACCUUAAAAAAUAUUUCGACAGUCUCAAUGGAGAGAUUGACUUGGAUGUUGUUAAAUCGUUCCUGUAUCAAUUAUUGCGAGGACUGGCCUUUUGCCAUAGUAGGAAUGUUCUACACAGAGAUCUCAAGCCCCAGAACUUACUCAUCAACAAGAACGGAGAGCUGAAACUUGCUGAUUUUGGGUUAGCAAGAGCUUUUGGAAUUCCAGUUAAAUGUUAUUCAGCCGAAGUAGUAACAUUAUGGUACCGUCCUCCAGAUGUCCUUUUUGGUGCCAAGCUCUACACAACAUCCAUAGACAUGUGGAGCGCAGGGUGCAUAUUUGCUGAAUUAGCUAACGCAGGUAGACCACUUUUUCCUGGAUCUGAUGUAGAUGAUCAGUUGAAAAGAAUUUUUAAGAUGCUAGGCACGCCGACGGAAGAGACAUGGCCAGAUUUGACUACCUUACCUGAUUAUAAACCCUUUCCUCAGUACCAUCCUACUCAAGGAUUAGCACAAGUCACACCAAAAUUAACUUCCAGAGGAAAAGAUUUACUUCAGAGAUUAUUGGUCUGUAAUCCAGCAUUGAGAUUAUCGGCAGACGAAGCUAUGGCACACUCGUAUUUCAAUGAUUUGAACCCAGCCAUAAAAAAUGAUCGUUGUCAAUAACGUGUCCCCGUGGAUUGAAAUGCACGUAGCGGGCAUACGCCGCAAAGCGACCAAACACACAAGUGAAGAUUAUUUACUGUACAAUGCACAUUGUGCUUCGAUCGUAUUGUGAAAUAUUAUGAAGUCCUGUUUUAUAUACGAUAAAGUCCAAGACGAGAAUUAAUAAAAUUGUCAAUUUUAUCACUA
Molecule: messenger RNA, 1226 nt
Organism: Cephus cinctus (wheat stem sawfly)
Lineage: Eukaryota; Metazoa; Arthropoda; Insecta; Hymenoptera; Cephidae
Gene: Cdk5
Product: cyclin-dependent-like kinase 5
Exons: 7
Coding region: 141-1040 (299 amino acids)
Biological process (GO): neuron apoptotic process; protein phosphorylation; axonogenesis
Cellular component (GO): nucleus; cytoplasm
Molecular function (GO): ATP binding; cyclin-dependent protein serine/threonine kinase activity
Source: RefSeq, a predicted model, not a curated record